UCUCUCUCUCUUGCGUGCUUCCUUCUGAAAACGUGUUUGACUCUCUUUCCUUCAAAUUCAUAAUCCCCUUUUUGUAAAUUCUUCUCUAUUUAGGGUUCUUCUCCUUUCUUUCAAUCUUUGUACAAUAAUAAUUUCUAUAUAUAUAAUUAAAAAAACAAAUAUUCAAUUCUUCAACCAAUCUUUUUUUUCUUCUGUACAAAAUACUUUUUCUCUGGUUCAAAUUCUGAGCCACCAUAACUGUAGAUUGCACCUUAAAAUAAAAAAAUCUAAUUAUUCUGUUAUUCUUUUAUCUCUCUCUAUUAGAUUUAUAAAAAUUGAAGAAAAAAAAUAGAAAACCCUAAUUCCUAAAUUCAAAAGGAUUCAAAAGGAAGAAGAAGGUUUUGUUUCAUGGCGGUUUCAACUAUAUCUCUCUACGCGAGUCCACCGAGUAGUGUAUGUUCCGCGCCGCAUCAGAUUAGUCCUCACGCUUCCUAUGAUUUCGAUUUCGGAUCUAGAUCUUCGUCUCCGGCUUCGACGGCCACGGCGUCGACGUCGGCGAGGCCUAUGAUUGGUGGAUUGUCGUGUUUGUUUUCGUCUUCGGUGGCGGUGAAGCAUGUUCCGUUGACGAGCUUUUCCGGUGGAGAUGAAGAUGAAUUGAAGGAGCUUGGUAGUUCGUUUUCGUAUUCGUAUUCGCCGAGUAAGUUUGCUGGAUCUUGGAAGAGGGAUAGGGAUCAUCAGAUUCAGAGUCCGGUUUCGGUUUUUCAGUGUCCGGUUUCGUGUAGUAGUAGUAUGGGGACGGUUCGUGGUGCGUCGAGGAGUAGUGCUGGUGGGUUGUUUGAAGGGUUUGUGAGGAGUGCUUUGGGUUCUUCUUGUUUGGAUUAUGAAACUACUGGUGUUAGGCUUCGUGGUGGUGGUGGUGGUGAGUUUGAUGGAGGUGGUUCUUCUGGGGUUGUUGAUGAGUUGACUUUCAAUUUGGAGGAUACUUUUGUGGAAGGUUGCUUUGGAUUUGAGUUUGAGCCUUAUGCUAAGAAGUUGUUGAUGAGUGCUCAAUUGAGGCACAAGAUCUUUUGUGAAGAGUUUGUUAUUAAGGCGUUUUGUGAAGCUGAGAAAGCACACAGAGGACAGAUGCGAGCUAGUGGUGAUCCGUAUUUGCAGCAUUGUUUGGAAACUGCCGUGUUGUUGGCUUUGAUCGGUGCAAAUUCCACUGUAGUUGCUGCAGGGCUUUUGCAUGAUACACUUGAUGAUGCUUUUCUUACUUAUGAUUAUAUAUUUGGGAUGUUUGGAGCUGGAGUUGCUGAUUUAGUUGAAGGGGUUUCUAAACUAAGUCAUUUAAGCAAGCUGGCUAGAGACAACAACACAGCUAGUAAGUCUGUUGAAGCAGAUCGCCUGCAUACAAUGUUCCUUGCCAUGGCAGAUGCAAGAGCUGUCCUCAUUAAAUUGGCGGACCGAUUACAUAAUAUGAUGACACUAGAUGCCUUGCCGGUUGCCAAGCAGCAGAGGUUUGCAAAGGAGACUUUGGAGAUUUUUGCACCUUUGGCCAAUCGCUUGGGAAUAGCUAAUUGGAAGGAACAGUUGGAAAAUUUAUGUUUUAAGCAUCUCAACCCUGUGCAGCACAUGGAGCUUUCGUCAAAACUUGUGGAAUCGUAUGAUGAUGCAAUGAUUGCUUCUGCCAUAGAAAGAUUAGAGAAAGCACUCAAAGAUGAAGGCAUUUCUUAUCAUGUCAUUUCUGGGCGGCACAAGAGCUUGUAUAGCAUUUACUGCAAAAUGUUAAAGAAGAAAUUAACCAUAGAUGAUAUCCAUGACAUUUAUGGGCUGCGCUUGAUUGUUGAGAAGGAGGAAGACUGUUACAAAGCCUUAAAAAUUGUUCACCAGUUAUGGUCAGAGGUUCCUGGAAAACUGAAAGAUUACAUACGUGGUCCCAAGUUCAAUGGGUAUCAAUCUCUGCACACUGUGGUGAUGGGUGAAGGCAAGGUUCCCCUCGAAGUACAAGUUCGAACAAAAGAUAUGCAUUCGCAAGCAGAAUUUGGAUUUGCUGCUCAUUGGAGGUACAAGGAAGAUCACUGCCAGCUUUCUUCCUAUGUGCUUCAGAUGGUUGAGUGGGCUCGUUGGGUUGUCACCUGGCAGUGCGAAGCAAUGAGCAAAAAUUCUACUUCUGUUGGAUGUGUCGAUUCAAUCAAGCCACCUUGCAAGUUCCCUUCUCAUGCUGAGAAUUGCCCAUAUUCUUACAAGCCUGAUUGUGCGCAGGAUGGGCCUGUGUUCGUUAUCAUGAUUGAGAAUGAUAAGAUGUCUGUUCAAGAGUUUUGUGCAAACUCAACAGUACUCGAUUUGUUGGAGAGAGCCGGCCGAGCAAGCUGUAGGUUGACAACAUAUAGGUUCCCUCUAAAGGAAGAAUUGAGGCCAAGACUGAAUCACAAGCCUGUAAGUGAUCCAAAUUGCAAGUUGAAGAUGGGAGACGUGGUCGAGCUUACACCGGCCAUACCUGACAGGUAUCUGACUGAAUAUAGGGAAGAAAUCCAGCGAAUGUAUGAUCGCGGGCUAACUGUAUCAAAAAUGGGAACUACUACUGCAAGCAGCAUGGUUGGCACCAGUUGACCUUUGCUUGACUUUGAUAUAUAUUCCAACUUGUUGUUUAGUCACAGUUUAUGAUGUAUAUAGAUAAAAUCUGUACAGAACAAAAAAAAAUGUUACUUCUAUGAACUUGCUAACUUGAUUCAAUUGUGAUUUAUGUAGUUGGUCCAAUGAUUAAGUUCUAUUUUGUGA
Molecule: messenger RNA, 2739 nt
Organism: Vicia villosa (hairy vetch)
Lineage: Eukaryota; Viridiplantae; Streptophyta; Magnoliopsida; Fabales; Fabaceae
Product: probable GTP diphosphokinase RSH2, chloroplastic
Exons: 6
Coding region: 388-2571 (727 amino acids)
Biological process (GO): guanosine tetraphosphate metabolic process
Cellular component (GO): chloroplast
Source: RefSeq, a predicted model, not a curated record